UUAAUAAGAGCUGGGUGGCAUAACAAUAGAUUUCAUUUCCCUAAAUACUCUCUGGCUCUGCAAUUGAGUUUGGUGAGUGAGUGAGUGAAUAUUCAAAAUUCCCUCCUCCAACACCCGUCCUUCUAGGGUUUUCCUCCUAGCCAUGAAGCGUGACUAUUACGAGAUCUCCGACGAUGAAUGGCCGGAAGACAAUUCGUUCAAUCCUUCUCGCGUCCUCAAAACCAACAAGCCUUCUCCUCCUCCUCCGAUAGAGUCCUUCGCAUACACCAAAAGCAGCAACAACAAUCACAAUACCAUCCAAGUGUUAGAUAGCUCCUCCGAAGAAAUAAUCGGAGUGACGGAGGAGAAUUUGGAGGACGAUGAUGCUGAAAUUGAGUCCACCAGCCGUGCUGGACGCCGGAGAUUUGUAGUCGAUGAUGAAGAUGAAGGAAAUGAAGAAGACGAGGACGAGGAGAUUCAAGAGCUCUUCGAGAGUGAAGAAGAGGAUGAUGAUGAUGUUGUAGGCAAGGCCUUGCAAAAGUGUGCCAAAAUAUCAUUGGACCUUAAGAGAGAGCUUUUUGGUACUGCAGCUGCAAAGUGUGAUUCCUUCGCUCAAGUCGAGGAGGCUUCGUCAUUGAGAAUCAUCACUCAGGAUGAUAUAGAGAUGGCAUGUGGAGAAGAAGGAGAUCCGGAUUUUAAGCCAAUACUAAAACCUUACCAGCUCGUUGGAGUCAAUUUCCUCCUUUUGUUGUAUAGAAAGAAAAUCGGGGGAGCUAUACUGGCUGAUGAAAUGGGUCUUGGUAAGACCAUUCAGGCAAUCACAUACUUAACAUUGCUGAAGCAUUUGGAAGAUGAUCCUGGUCCUCAUUUGAUUGUGUGUCCUGCCUCUGUUUUGGAGAACUGGGAAAGAGAGCUAAAAAAGUGGUGUCCGGCAUUUACUGUGAUCCAGUAUCAUGGUGCUGGACGAUCAGCUUACUCCAAAGACUUGAGUUCUCUUGCUAGAACUGGAGUGCCACCUCCAUUUAACGUUAUCCUAGUGUGCUACUCGCUCUUUGAACGACACAGUGCACAGCAGAAAGAUGACCGCAAAAUUCUGAAGCACUGGCGUUGGAGCUGUGUGAUAAUGGAUGAGGCUCAUGCUUUGAAGGAUAAAAGUAGCUAUAGGUGGAAAAACUUAAUGUCUGUUGCACGUAAUGCCCACCAACGAUUAAUGCUCACCGGCACGCCACUACAGAAUGAUUUGCAUGAACUUUGGUCAAUUUUGGAGUUUAUGAUGCCUGAUCUAUUUGAAACAGGAGAUGUUGACUUGAAAAAACUAUUGAAUGCAGAAGAUAAAGAGUUAAUUGCUAGAAUAAAGUCCAUUCUUGGACCUUUCAUUUUGAGAAGAUUAAAAUCAGAUGUGAUGAAACAACUUGUACCAAAAAUACAGACGGUUCGUUAUGUAGGCAUGGAGAAACUACAAGAAGAUGCAUAUAAAGAAGCGAUUGAGAGCUACCGCGCUGCAUCUCUAGCUCGUGUUUCAAAGCAACCUGUUAUUAGUUCAAAUAAUGCUGCUGGUGUCUUUUCUAGACGACAAAUUUCCAAUUAUUUUCUUGAAUUCCGCAAGAUUGCAAACCAUCCUCUGCUUGUGAGGCGUAUCUAUACAGAUGAUGAUGUUGUUCGAAUUGCUAGAGUUAUGCAUCCCAAAGGUGUCUUUGGUUUUGAAUGUACAGUGGACAGAGUAAUUGAGGAGCUGAAGGGCUAUAAUGACUUCUCCAUCCACAAGCUUUUACUUUAUUAUGGCGAUAACAAUAAGGGAGUGCUAUCAGAUGAACAUGUUAUGAUUUCAGCGAAAUGCCAGGAAUUAGCCAAACUUCUCCCUUCAUUAAAGCUUUCUGGUCAUCGAGUGCUUAUUUUUAGCCAGUGGACCUCAAUGCUUGAUAUCCUGGAGUGGACCCUAGAUGUUAUUGGUGUUACAUACAGGCGCCUGGAUGGAAGUACUCAGGUGACGGAGAGACAGACAAUUGUUGACACCUUCAAUAAGGACACUUCCAUAUUCGCAUGCUUGCUCUCCACAAGGGCUGGAGGACAGGGUUUAAACUUGACAGGAGCUGAUACUGUUAUCAUACAUGACAUGGAUUUUAAUCCACAGAUAGAUAGGCAAGCUGAAGAUCGCUGCCACCGGAUAGGCCAAAACAAACCAGUUACAGUAUACAGGCUGGUGACAAGGAACACUGUUGAUGAGAAUGUAUAUGAGAUUGCGAAGCGAAAACUUACACUGGAUGCAGCUAUACUUGAGUCUGGUGCCCAAAUUGAGAAUGAAGGUGAUGCAAAAACUAUGGGAGAGAUAUUAUCGUCUCUUCUGCUUGGUUAAUGGUUGGGCUACGUUUCUGGCACGACAUUCAAACCAAUAUCAUUUUUGAUCUAUUGGCAUUCAUUUUCUUCUGUUUUCCUGUUUUCGAUUUUGCCCUCCAGAAUUUCUGAGGGGGAGAAGUGGAGGUGAGGGAUUGAUGUAGGAUCCCUCCGUUUCUCCCCUGUUAAUCAUAUAAUGCCAUGUUCGCAGAUUAUUUUAGGGCCUUCCUUUGGAAACAGAAAAUUGAGCCAAUGCCGUGCCCCUGUUGUAUUCUCCUAGAAUCGAUCGACCCCAGUUUAUAAAAAAAUUAAACUCUGUACAGUAAAAUCUUGUCAUAGGUAAGUCUUUAUUUUUAUUGUAGUUCUGGUCAUGCACUUUUCCGGGCACUUUUAUCCAUUUUUGGCUCAAAGUAGUACUCCUAUUUUGGUUGAAGUUCCGUAAUGAACACUUUUUCUAGUAUAAAAAACCUUUGCUCAUCUAUGGCGGACGAGCAUACUUAGCAGUAUUUUGAAUUGCUGGA
Messenger RNA from Lycium barbarum (goji berry), 2831 nucleotides. Its product is annotated as protein CHROMATIN REMODELING 19. Lineage: Eukaryota; Viridiplantae; Streptophyta; Magnoliopsida; Solanales; Solanaceae. The record is from RefSeq and is a predicted model, not a curated record. The transcript has 13 exons. Gene Ontology annotation, cellular component: nucleus. Bases 143 to 2332 code for a protein of 729 amino acids. Gene Ontology annotation, molecular function: DNA binding; chromatin binding; ATP-dependent chromatin remodeler activity.